GCAAUUCAUCAAGUUAUUCAAACACCAUUUUCACAUUCAAAGCUAAUCAAAGAUGGAAUCAAAAGGAGCGCCUACACCAACCCGAAUUUAUCAAGAUUUCGAACCUUCAAUGGAGUGGGUACCCGAAGAUGAUUCAGAUACCCUUCUCAUCUACCUUCCUGGUUUUGCUAAGGAACAAUUGAGGGUUCAACUUAGAGCAAGAAACUUGAUCAUUAGCGGCGAGCGAAAGCUCCACCAAAACACAUGGAGUCGAUUUAGUGUGCAGUUUCCAGUGUCUGGAAACUGUGACCUCAACAAAAUCAGUGCGAAAUUCGAAGGAAACAUUCUCUUUGUUAGGCAACCAAAAUUGAUCACUCCAGCGGCAAAACCUGAGGAAGCGAAGCCGAUCACUCCAGCGGCAAAACUCGAGGAAGCUAAGCCCGCUACACCUCCAAAGCCUGUGGAUGAACCAAAUGUAGAUCAAAACACAACCACUGAGGUCAAACCAACACCAACAUCAACGAUACAAUCAAACAUAGAGAACAAAGAAGUGGUGAAGGACAAAGAUCACCCGAAGACGGGAGUAGAAGAAAAAGGAGAAAAAAGUGAAGGGAAAGCUCGUGAAGAAGGCGUAUAUGAAAAUGAGUCAAAGAAGAAAACAAGCGAGUGGGAAGCUGAGAAAAAUGUACUGGAGACGUAUAAACGAACAGCUGGUGCGCUUGCUAGGAAGCUAAAAACAUCGGCUAAUGGUGUGAACACAAUUGCUAUUGUUGUGGUUGGGCUUGUGAUUGGCAUCUAUGUCUCAAAUUCAAUUAAAUCUUGGACCAAUGCAUAAAUGUGAUGCAGGACUAGGUGUAACUUGAUUCCAAUGUAUUAAGUAAUAAAAACUUAUUUGUCAAGUAUUUACAAUACCUCUUUAAUACA
This is a messenger RNA of Helianthus annuus (common sunflower), 903 nucleotides long. Its product is annotated as inactive protein RESTRICTED TEV MOVEMENT 2. The record is from RefSeq and is a predicted model, not a curated record. The transcript has 2 exons. The coding region runs from base 53 to 814 and encodes 253 amino acids. Lineage: Eukaryota; Viridiplantae; Streptophyta; Magnoliopsida; Asterales; Asteraceae.